Messenger RNA from Drosophila nasuta, 1757 nucleotides. RefSeq lists its product as uncharacterized. Lineage: Eukaryota; Metazoa; Arthropoda; Insecta; Diptera; Drosophilidae. The transcript has 3 exons. The record is from RefSeq and is a predicted model, not a curated record. Bases 34 to 1293 code for a protein of 419 amino acids.
AAAAAAAAAUUAAUAAUAUUAGCAAUAACAAACAUGAUGACAACAAAAGUAGAAAUCGAAUCAGCAGAAAACAAACCUGCCGAUUGGGUGCAGAAAGAACUAUUUGUGGAUCUUCUCAAAGAGACGGUUAAGGGAUUCUCCAAAAUUAAGAGUUUCAAAACCAAUUCAGGAUCAGCUAUAGGCGAAAACUAUGCAACAAUCAUGGUCAGAGUGAAUAUUGAAGUCGAGCUCGAAGACGGCAAGGAAAAGUCUGUUAGCUACAUGAUAAAACUGCCCCAUCAGCAGGAAGCGCACGAAAGGAUGCUGGGAAAUAAUAAUAUCUUUGGCAUUGAGCAAAAUAUGUAUAAAACAUUUGUUCCCGAGAUGGAGCAAUUGUAUCGUGAUGCUGGUGUGGAAGUGAAUUUCGGUGCAAAGUCCUAUGAACUGAAGGGUGCGAAGUCCCUGUAUAUAUUGCUUGAAGAUUUGGCUCCUAGGGGCUUUAAAAACAUAAAUCGUCUAGAAGGAUUGGACCAAGCUCACACAGAAGCAGCUCUAAGAAAGUUAUCACAGUGGCAUGCUGCCUCAGCCGUGCGUGUGGCGACUAAAGGGGAUUAUCCAAAAGAGUUUAUUUUUGGAUUCUUUAAGGAGGAGAACCGAGCUGUCGUCACUGAGAUUAAUAAGGGUCUAGGACAGGCUUUCCUUAAAUGCUGUGGAACAUACGAGGGAAACCAGGAAUAUAUAGAGCAAGUGAAAUUGGCUGUGCCUAAGGUAACUGAGCAAUGUUAUAAGAUGUCAAAGCCAGAUCCUACUGAAUUUAAUGCCCUCAAUCAUGGUGACCUUUGGAGCAAUAACAUGAUGUUUUUGCAUGAUUCAUUUGAGAAUAUCAAAGAAACUUAUUUUGUGGAUUUUCAAUUACCCAAAUAUGGAUCUGUAGCACAGGACUUGUAUUACUUUUUGAUGUCAUCAACGAAGUUCGAGGAUAAAGUCAGCAAAUUUGAUCACUAUAUCAAUUUUUAUCAUCAGCAUUUGGUAGAAAAUUUAAAACUUCUCAAAUUCACGAAGCAUGUACCAACUUUAAGCGAAUUUCAUAUUUCACUCUUGAAAUAUGGAUUCUUUGGUUACAUUUCUGCAACCGGUGUUAUGAGCGGUGUGUUGCUGGAUGCUACAGAAAUUUCAAAGUUUGAGAACUUCCUCAGCGACUCUAAAGAGGGAAACGAUUUCAAGACGUUGCUUUUUUCUAAUCCCCGCUAUCGCAAACAUAUCCAAGCUGUUCUGCCCUGGCUGUUGAAUCGUGGUGCACUUGAAGCUUUUUAAAAUAACGUGUGAAAGCAACUUAGGAUAAAAUGCAUUGCAAAUAAAUAAAAUACAACCGAAAUCCUUGAUUCAUCCCGUAAUAAAAUAUUGUUAAUCUAUUAAUUACUCAAUCGUAGCUUUUGAUCUAUUGUAUACAAAAAUGUAGUUCGUUUUUUGAUUUGUUGAGCACCUUGGAUAUUAAUCGCUCAAAUUAAUUUGUAUGUUUAGUAAAUAGUAUAUAUAUAUUUUUAUUAAAAAACUUGUUAAGCACUAAUUAAAGGCAUGACAUAUCCUUGAGCGACUUUCUUUUUCUGUCUAGCCGCCUUAUGUUAUGUUUAACAAUUAUAAAAUAUUUUUGUAAUAGAUAAAGAACGAUGAAAUAAAUAAUAUUAUAAAUCAGAACAACAUAGGAAACCCAGUAAAUGUAUGCUUACAUUGAAACAUCUUGAAAAUAUAUGAAAAUUUGGAAACUUCAGUUAAUACUU